AUGAGGUUCUCAACGGUGUUACUCACUGUCCUCGCGCCCUUCAGUCUUGCGGCUCCCGAGGGACCCAAGACUGUUUCUGCACCUGAACUAUCUGGACAAUUGGUUGAGCUUUUGGAGAAGCACAACCUCGCUCUUGUUCCUCGGUCUGAACUCACAGAUGCGCUAAAGGAGCUCAACACACUUCUCAAGAGCAACACAUUUCCUCGCGCACCUGUUCUUAUCAAACGACAAAACAACACCGCCAAAGCAGGCUCAAAGGGCUCCGGCUCAGACUCGGAAUCAGAUGAUUCUGAUUCUGACUCAGACUCUGGUGGCAGCAGUCGAAUCGUUUCAAUUCCUGGACUAGAUGGACUUGGAGACCUCGGCGAUGGCCUCAAGGGCUUGACCGAUGCUCUCGGCGACCUCGGCGACCUUGUCAAGGCUCUCGGGGGUCUCUUAACCCCCGAGUUCCUCCAGGCCUUCCAUGAUGCUAUGGUCUAUCUCGCGGCUACUCUGAAGCCUCCAGCUCCCAACCAGGUCAGAAACCUUCUCGCCAAGGCCGGACCUCUCUUGGACCUGGUUGCAGAGCUCAACCUCAAAGACCUGGUCGACCAGAUCAAGGAUGUCGACAUCGCUGGUAUUGUCGGCAAGGUGCUCAAGCUCCUUACAGACGACAACCUCAAGAACAUCAACGGCCUACUCACAAACGGCGCAUCCUUGUUGACACCCGAUUUCGUCAAGCAAACCAAGGGACUCAUCGGCGACGUCUCGCCUCUUCUUGAUGAACUCUCUCCUCUCCUCAAGAAACUCACCGGUCUCGACCUCGAGGGCAUCCUUUCAGCCCUUGACCCUCUUCUCAAGAAGGAAUCCAUCCAGGGCAUUGUCACGCUACUUAAGAAUGCCGGCGACCUUCUGACAGCCAAGACCGUGGAUGAGAUCCAAGGUCUUCUUGGCGAAGUCGCACCCAUCAUCAAAGACAUCGCUCCUUUGUUGGAAGAGUUGACGAAGCUCAACCUUGAAGAGGUCCUGAAAUCGCUGCAGCCGCUGCUCAAGGACGACUCCAUCAAGGGCAUUUUGGGCCUAUUGAAGAAUGCAGAGACUCUACUCACGCCCAAGUUUGUGGACCAGACGCAAGAUCUGAUCGGCGCAGCUUCACCAUUGAUCGACAAGCUGAACGACGUGGACCUGAAGGGCGUCCUCGACGCUUUGAGCCCCAUUCUCAAGAAGGAGGCUAUCCAGGGACUCGUUGGACUAUUGAACAAUGCAGAAGAUUUGUUGACCAAGGACACCGUCAAGAGCAUAAAGACGCUUCUCACUGAGGCAUCUCCUCUUAUUGAGAAGCUAUCAGACAUCGAUCUUAAGGGUGUACUAGAUGCAUUGAGUCCUAUCCUCAAGAAGGAGGCUAUUCAGGGUCUCGUGGGACUUCUGAACAACGCCGAGGAUCUCCUGUCUAAGGAGACCGUCAAGAGCAUAAAGACACUCCUCAACGAGGCAUCCCCACUCAUCGAGAAACUAUCGGAUAUUGACCUCAAGGGUGUACUGGAUGCGUUAAGCCCAAUUCUCAAGAAGGAGGCCAUCCAAGGUCUUGUUGGUCUCCUGGGCAAUGCCGAGGACCUUCUGUCGAAGGAGACCGUGAAGAGUAUCAAGACGCUCCUCAAUGAGGCAUCUCCACUCAUCGAGAAGAUCUCCGACAUUGACCUCAAGGGCGUCUUAGAUGCUUUGAGCCCUAUUCUGAAGAAGGAGGCUAUUCAAGGUCUUGUGGGUCUCUUGGGCAACGCCGAGGAUCUGCUAUCUAAGGAAACCGUCAAGAGCAUCAAGACUUUGUUGUCGAGCGCUUCGCCCUUGAUUGACAAGCUGUCUGAUCUCGACUUGAAGGGUAUUCUCGACGCCUUGAGCCCGAUCCUGAAGAAGGAUGCCAUUCAAGGUCUCGUGGGUCUUCUGAACAACGCAGAAGACUUGCUUUCGAAGGAGACCGUCAAGAACAUCAAGUCGCUGCUUUCCAGCGCUGGUCCACUCAUCACCAGCUUAGGUAAGAUCGAUCUUGCAGGCGUGCUUGACUCGCUCGCCCCUCUGUUGACCAAGGAAUCUAUGAAGGGUAUCGUUGGUCUUUUGGGCAAUGCCGAGGACCUUCUCACCAAGGACUUUGUGGUAGACACCAAGAAACUCAUCUCCAAUGCUAGUCCGCUGUUGGUGGCCUUGGGCAAGAUUGAUCUCAAGGGUCUUCUGGAUGCGCUUUCACCUCUGCUUACCAAGGAUUCAAUCAAGGGAAUUGUCGGUCUUCUUGGCAACGCCGAGAACCUUCUUACCAAGGACUUUGUGUCUCAGACCAAAUCUUUGAUCUCCAAGGCCUCGCCUCUUCUGGAUAGCUUGGACGACGCUGAUCUGAAGGGAUUGUUGGAUCAGGUCGGACCUCUUCUGAAGGCGGUCGGUAAGCUGAAGCUUGAGGAUAUCCUGAGUGCAGUGCAACCACUCCUCACCAAGGAUUCUAUCAAGGGUAUCGUUGGUCUUUUGGGCAAUGCCGAGAAUCUGCUCACCAAAGACUUCGUUUCCCAGACCAAGUCUUUGAUCUCCAAGGCUUCCCCUCUGCUCGACAGUCUCGACAAAGCAGAUCUUAGUGGCUUGCUUGAUCAAGUCGGUCCCUUGCUGAAGCAGGUCAGUAAGCUCAAGCUGGAGGAAAUUCUCAGUGCUGUGCAGCCACUCCUCACCAAGGACUCGAUCAAGGGCAUAAUCGGGCUGCUCGAUAAUGCCGAGGACCUCUUGACCAAGGACUUUGUGUCACAAACGAAGGGGCUCAUUUCCAAGGCAGCACCUCUUCUCAAUAGCUUGGCCAAGGCCAACCUCGAAGACUUGCUUGAUCAGGUUGGCCCACUCUUGAAGAUGCUCGGCAAGCUUGACCUUGAGGGACUACUCGGCGCUGUGGCACCACUGCUCACCAAAGACUCAGUUAAGGGUAUCGUGCGACUACUGGAUAACGCUGAAGACCUGUUGACCUCCAAGUUUGUCAACGAGACUCAGACGCUGAUCACUGGUGCUGUUCCACUGAUAUCCUCACUGGGUGAGCUCGAUCUUCCUGAUUUGAUCGAUCAACUUUCGCCUCUGCUGAAGGAGAUUGGAAAGAUCGAUCUUGCGAAGCUCGUUAAGAAGGUUCUACCACUGCUUGAUGAGAUCAGCGACUUGGACAUCAAGGGUCUGUUUGACGCCAUUGCACCGCUACUCUCACCAAAGGGUGUCAAGGGCAUCAUUGACCUACUUGGCAAUGCUGAGGACCUUCUCACACCCAAGUUCGUCAAUCAAACACAGACACUCAUUGAUGAAGCUGUACCAUUGGUAUCGGCUCUUGGUGACCUUGAUCUCAAGAAGCUCAUCAAGCAGCUACAACCUCUCCUUGAAGCCUUGGGCGAGAUCGAUUUCCAAGAUCUCAUCAAGAAGGUCAAGCCACUCCUCAAUGCACUCAUGAAGAUUGACCUCGUCAAGCUUAUUGGCAAGAUCGUCCCAUUGCUUGAUACCUUGGACGAUAUCGAUCUUGAGGGCUUGAUCAAUGCUAUCAAGCCUUUGUUGACACCCAAGUCCAUCAAGGGAAUAAUAGGUCUUGUCGACAAUGCUGAGGAUCUUCUCAGUGACAAGUUCGUCAACCAAACGCAAACGCUUAUAUCAGGCGCAGUACCUUUGAUCGCGGUCCUGAACAAGGUUGACAUUGAGGGUCUGUUCGAGAUCAUCGAGCCUCUGUUGGAGGAACUCGAUGGCAUCGACCUUUCCGGACUCAUUGACGCUGUGAAGCCUCUCCUCUACGCACUGAAGAAGAUUGAUGUCAAGGGUAUUGUGGAUCAGGUUCUGCCAUUCCUUACGCCCAAGUCCAUUAAGGGCCUUCUAUCACUGGUGGGCAACGCCGAGAACCUUCUCAGCAAGACAUUUGUGAAUCAAGUAAACGAGCUCAUUGGAGAUGCGACACCGCUUGUUGCGACAGUGGCAGAUCUAGUACACGCAAUUCUGAAGGAGCUUAUGGGCCGCACAUAA
Molecule: messenger RNA, 3993 nt
Organism: Fusarium sp. VM40
Lineage: Eukaryota; Fungi; Ascomycota; Sordariomycetes; Hypocreales; Nectriaceae
Source: the annotation of a GenBank genome assembly